CUUCCCCCCAAAGAACUACAACUCCCGUGAGCCUCUCUGUCCCUGCCGGGGCGCGUGGCCGGAAGCGGCAUAGUCGAGCCUGGCUUCCGGUCGGGCGGUAAAAAUGGAGGAGAUCGGCAUCUUGGUGGAGAAAACGCAGGAUGAGCUUCCUGCUCUCUCUAUUUCCAGACCUCAGACUGGCCUCUCCUUCCUAGUUCCUGAAGCUGAGGAUGUGGAGGAUUUAUACAGCCGAUACAAGAAACUCCAGCAAGAGCUGGAGUUCCUAGAGGUCCAGGAAGAAUACAUCAAGGAUGAGCAGAAAAAUCUAAAGAAAGAGUUCCUGCAUGCUCAAGAGGAGGUGAAACGUAUCCAGAGCAUCCCACUGGUCAUUGGCCAGUUCCUGGAGGCAGUGGAUCAGAACACAGCCAUUGUUGGUUCUACCACAGGCUCCAACUACUACGUCCGAAUCUUGAGCACCAUUGACCGUGAACUGCUGAAGCCCAAUGCUUCUGUGGCCCUACACAAACACAGCAAUGCCUUGGUGGAUGUGUUGCCUCCUGAGGCUGAUAGCAGCAUUAUGAUGCUUACUUCAGAUCAGAAACCAGAUGUGAUGUACGCUGACAUUGGCGGGAUGGAUAUUCAGAAGCAGGAAGUCCGAGAGGCUGUGGAGCUUCCCCUCACUCACUUUGAGCUCUACAAACAGAUUGGCAUUGAUCCUCCUCGGGGCGUGUUAAUGUAUGGUCCCCCUGGCUGUGGAAAGACUAUGUUGGCCAAAGCUGUGGCCCAUCACACCACAGCUGCCUUCAUUCGGGUGGUGGGAUCCGAGUUUGUGCAGAAGUACCUGGGUGAGGGGCCACGCAUGGUCCGGGAUGUUUUCCGACUGGCCAAAGAGAAUGCACCAGCCAUCAUCUUCAUCGAUGAGAUUGAUGCCAUUGCCACCAAGCGUUUUGAUGCCCAGACUGGGGCGGACAGGGAGGUUCAGCGGAUCCUCUUGGAGCUUCUCAAUCAGAUGGAUGGCUUUGACCAGAACGUUAAUGUCAAGGUGAUAAUGGCUACAAACCGAGCAGACACCCUUGACCCUGCUUUGCUCCGACCGGGCCGCCUAGAUCGUAAAAUCGAGUUUCCUCUGCCUGAUAGACGCCAAAAACGGUUAAUCUUCUCGACCAUCACUAGCAAGAUGAAUCUCUCUGAGGAGGUGGAUCUGGAAGAUUAUGUGGCACGACCUGAUAAGAUCUCGGGGGCUGACAUCAAUUCCAUUUGCCAGGAGGCUGGGAUGCUGGCAGUUCGGGAGAACCGCUACAUUGUGCUUGCCAAGGACUUUGAGAAGGCCUACAAGACGGUCAUCAAGAAAGAUGAGCAAGAGCAUGAGUUCUACAAAUAAAGAUGGGAGCAGCAGGACCAAGGCUUGGUUUGGCCGUCUCGGUCCUUGGCGGGGAAAGGGCGGCCGUGUCUUUUGUGUGUUUCUUGAUGGGUGACGUUUUCCCUGUGAAUUAAACCAAAAAAAAGCUACGCAGGAAUGCCACUGUUCCCUUCAUUGGUGGAAGUGGGAGGUGAGCUUUCCUUUAUUCUCCCCCGCCUCCAUUCCCAUAUGUUCCUGAUCUCCCUAUAUUGCUUUUAUUUUCAGACCCGACAGGGAGUAAGAUUUGAAGUGGGUUGACAUUCGCUCCCUUGGGGGACAGGCGGGGGGUGGGCGGGGCAGAUCUGUCGACUAUUGUGACGCUACAGCUCCAUCCUAGCUGACAUUUUGUCUUGUAGUUGGGGCUUGCGGUCGGCAGUUGAAAUCGAUGGUUGGCCUGCAGAGAGGGUGGGUCCAUACUGCGUGCUUGGUUCACAUGUUAACGUUAAACCAAAACCAGUCAGGUCAUUUUCUAGCAUCGUGUAAUGUGUGAUCCACCUGAAGGUCUCGCAGCGUUCAUAAGUUGGGUUUCUGCUUUAUACUAAGCUAAUUAUACUGCAUUGAGCUAAGAAGUCUCAGUUUAGACCCAUGCGUCCCACCGAGCGUCAUUAUGACUUAGCUGCAUUGUACGAUCCCUGUCCCUGUUUAUCCGAGCACUGAUGACUUCUUAGCAAAUGCACUAAAUGAGGUUUAUUCUCAAGGUCCAGGAAAUAAAAGACUUUUGCAAUACA
This is a messenger RNA of Candoia aspera, 2106 nucleotides long. RefSeq names its product proteasome 26S subunit, ATPase 4 (gene PSMC4). Bases 104 to 1360 code for a protein of 418 amino acids. The record is from RefSeq and is a predicted model, not a curated record. Lineage: Eukaryota; Metazoa; Chordata; Lepidosauria; Squamata; Candoiidae. Gene Ontology annotation, molecular function: ATP binding; proteasome-activating activity; ATP hydrolysis activity. Gene Ontology annotation, biological process: proteasome-mediated ubiquitin-dependent protein catabolic process. The transcript has 11 exons. Gene Ontology annotation, cellular component: proteasome regulatory particle, base subcomplex.